This is a messenger RNA of Galeopterus variegatus (Sunda flying lemur), 5123 nucleotides long. RefSeq names its product coiled-coil domain-containing protein 180-like. Lineage: Eukaryota; Metazoa; Chordata; Mammalia; Dermoptera; Cynocephalidae. The record is from RefSeq and is a predicted model, not a curated record.
UUUCUCGCGCACGUUUGCGCGCCCGGGAGGCCAGCCUCCUCCGCGAGUUCGCGAGUUCGUGGCUCAUCUGAGACGGUCCCGCUCGAUCGAUGCCGCCUGCGGUGCCCGUGGUUGUCCCACGAGGACCUGCAAUUGGGCGGGCGUCGGUUUCCCGACUUCGAGGUCAGAAUUGAGACCAACCCCAGACGCGUUUCCUGGACGAAUACUUCCCGGCGGGGGCGUCCGGCCAGCGGCCAAGAUGUCGUCAGUGGGGAAGGUGACCCAGGUUCAGAACGGGAACGUCUACCAUCAGAUCUUCCAGGCUGAGGUGCAGCUGGUCCAAUCCCUGGCAGCCACUAGGAAGUGGGCUGUGGAGCGUUCUUUGACCCCAAAGAAUGUCAGGACACCCAUGAUCAAGAAGGUGGAGAUUCCUGAAGGAGAGUUGUUGUCUCCUCGGCAGCAGAAGUGGGUGCACAGCCUCCCCAAUGACUGGGUCACAGAAAACCCAGUUCUAUACAGGGAAAAGGAAAUAGCCAAGAGGGAAAAAGCCCAAGACAGCGAGAGCACCAUCGCUGCCCGAGAAGUGCGGGGCCUCAUGGACACCAUCGUUCCUGAGAAGAAAAGCAGCCUUCAAGGGCGAGAAGACGCCAAGAGGAGGAGCCACGAGCUCGCCCUGGCGAGCUUUCAGGAGGAGAUCGCGCAGAUUGCGGUGGAAAUGGAACCUCUCAUCUUGGAGAAAGGGGGACUUUUUUUGAAAAAGCUGUCCAAAUCUAAUGAUGACAUUGAACAUCUCUUCAAAAAGGUGGAAAAUGACACCAGCCUUGAGGAUUUCACCAUCCAAACCCUGUGGGAGCUGCGGGACAAGAUGGCCGAGAUGUUCCUGCUCCAGAAGCAGGCGAUUAAGGAGCUGGAUGAAGCCCUGCACUCGCUGGAGUUCUCCCGAGCCGACAGACUAAAAUGUGUGUUGAAGAAAUACAUGGGAAUCAUAGAGAAAACUUCCUACCUGGUGCAGCCCGACGUGUACAGGCUGAUAGAUAAAGAAGCCAUGGUCAUGAACCAUGCCCUGCUGGGCAACCGGAGGGCCAUGGCCCAGCUGUUUGUCAACCUGAUGGAGGCCACCCUGCAGCAGGAACUCUACAGCCACCACCACUGGCAGUGCCUGGUGGACUCCUGGAAGGCUCUCAAGAAGCAGGCCUUGCAGCAAAGUUUCAGUGAGUUCUUGGCCAGUGAGAAUAUCCAGACUCCUGGGGCUGUGAAGGCGGAGCUGGAGGCCAUGCUGAAGACCCAGAACACCCUGCAGCAAAAGCGGCUGGAGCACCUCUUUACUAUCUGCGACCUCCUGCCCCCUAAUUACAACAAAGCUCAGCUGACUGAGUGGCAUUCUUCUCUGAACUCCCUGAACGAGCAGCUCGACAGCUACCACGUGGGCUGUGUGAUGCGGAUCCGCUUACUGUAUGAGAAGACCUGGCAGGAUUGCCUGGCCCACGUGCAGCACUGCAAGGAGCAGCUGCUGGACUGGAAAGCCUUCACUGAGGCGGAGGCAGAGGCCCUGGUGAACCCGUCCUUCUUCCAGAUGGUGGGAGUGGUCCAGAGCAAGGUGGAGAAGGAGCUGGAGCUCUUGGACAAAUCCUUUGAGGCCCUGGCAAAGCAGACGGAAUGGCAGAGCUCGGGCCUGUUCAGCUACGUCCAGGAGGCCGUGCAGCUGUGGGAGGCCCACAGGAGGAAGCUGUCAGUGCAGGAGCUGGAGCUCGACAAGAGGGUGGAGCAGCACCGACAGUUGCACAGCCUGGAGAAGGAGGCCCAGGAGGCCCAACUCGAUAAGCUCUUGGACAAACUGAGGCAGCAAAGCCAUGAAGAGAAGUUGGCGUUAUACCUGGAAAAAGCCAAAGAUUUUCUGAAGAACAUGAAAUGCAGGUAUGAAUGUUUUCACACUCUCCUGAAAAAGGAAGUGAUGGAAUACCCAGAGAUCAUACUGAAAGAACUCAACUCCUACAGCUUCACCCUCAGCCAACACUUCUUCGUCCGGGAAAUCUUUGAACAGAACCUGACUGGGGAAAUCAUUUUCAAAUUCAGGCAACCAGAAGCACACGAAAAGCACUUUCAGCGGAGAAUGAGAAAACUGAGGAAGACACAGAAGGCUGAAAUGGAAAUGACCAAAGGUGAGGAAAGCGUAAGUCAAGGGACGAGCUCCACCAGGCCAGCAGAAGAGAUGGAAGAAGAAAAAGAUACAGCAAUGGGGUCCUCCACCACCGAAGAGGAGCUGAGCCAGAAGAAAAGAUCGCACAGUGACAGGACGGAUGAGUCCAGAGGGGGCUCUGUUCAAGGAUCAGAAGAAAUGCGAGUUGAAAGGAGCUGCUCAAAGCCAUCCCCAAACCAGGAAAGUGAGAUGGCUCAAGAAGAGGAGGAGGAGGAGGACAAGCAGGAGGAGACCUCGGAGGAGGGGGAUGAAGAGGAGGAAGAUGAGGGGGCGAAUGAAGCACAGGACAGUUUCUCUGCGGAUGAGGCUGGAGCCAAGGAAGAGAGUCUGGAGGAAAUCUCCUGUGAGGAUAUGGAGUACUUCACAACUUCCAGUGGAAACACUUACUUUGUCUUCCUAUCUCUGGAAGAAGAAGAAGAAAAGAGUUGCAGGAGGACCCAUUCCAACUUGAACCUGCUCAUCAAUGACACUUCCAGUGCCAAGUUCAUAGAACAAGUGGUAGUUCCAUCCAGACUCGUUUUAGAAAUUAAGAAACAAAUUCGAGCUGGCUUCUUCGAGCACCUCGAAAAGUGGUUUGACCAAUGUGCCCUCAAUGCCGGGUUCUUCGUGGCCACCAAGAUUGAUGAACUGAAUUCAGAACUCGAGCUGCAUCUGCACCUGCACCAGCCAAGAGCACAGCACAUUGAAAAGGACAUCCAUGACGUCAGGGCAGCCGAGCUCUUGCUUCAUCGAGAGCAGCUGGACAGCCACUGUGCCGGGAUGACCGAGAUACUAAACAAGGAGAGGCUGAUGUUCUGCCAGUUCCAAGAAGAGCAAAACACCAGGAGUAAAAACUUCCACCGCAAGAUUCACGACAUGGAGCAUAUCUUCUUGAACGCCACGAAGAGCCAAAAGCUGUUCAUUCUCAGCAGUACGCUGCACCGGGAACUGCUUAGCUAUGUCGAUGUCAUCCAGUUGUCCCUGCGCAGCUUCAGACAGUACUUGGAGGAGAGUCUUGGCAAACUCCACUACACCAACAUCGAGUUCAUCAAGCACUGCAGACUGUUUUCGGAGGGAGGCAACUUUUCUCUUGCAGAAAUUGACUCAUUGUGCCAUCGACUGGAGAAGGAAGCUGCCCAGAUAGAGUCUGUUGAAAGUUUAAUCAUGACCGAUAUGGAGAAGAUGGAAAAUGACUACCUGGACCAGGUGACAAAAUCCAACUUGCAAACAGAUGGAUUAAAUUCUUCUCUGGCACAGCUUCAACGCAAAAUAGAAGCUUGUUGCAACUCAAAGGGAGAUAAAACAAUGGGGACCGCAGAAGACCUCCUUGGCGUUGUCCGAACCUGGAAAGAAAAACUAAGCCAGAGGAUUCAGUACCUCAACUGCAGGCUGGACAUGGUGGCCGAGACUCAAGUGGUCUUUACUCAAGACAAUGUUUUGACUGAUGUGGAUGUAGAAAGUGACAUCCUGGUAACUUCAGAAGCCCUUGAAGAAGAGGCCAAGACAGACCCAGUCACCCCUGAGUCCUUCGCCCAGCCGAGUCGCAUGGGGAAACCCAUGACUGAAGACCCAGCCGUGGAGGUGGUCAAGAAGAUCCUGCAAUUUUCCAGCAUAAAAUGGUCAGCCCAGCAGUGUGACAAAGAUCAGUCCCAGACAGGUAGGGGCAAGCAGGUCUGAGGGUCUUGGGGCAACCGGUGGUGGGGAAGCUUGGCACUGUGUGGCCCAUCCUCACCUCCUGUCCUCUGCUCUUGUUCUGGGCACUCGUCACCCAAAGGCUUCAAGCGAUAUCGGUGCCGGGCAGAAAACUCUGUGAAGAAGGCCUUGCCCAGCACCAGCGCCACAUCGGCAGGGAGCAUCACACGGCAUUCCAAGCCGAACAAAAUGGACAGAAAGUACCAGGUGCUCGGGGACAAACCUCCUCCUUCGGCCAAGGACUUUAAAGGGAUCGUCCUGAGCCUCCUCUGGGAGAGCAAUGACCACCUGCUGACUGUCAUGGAGGAUUUUUACCGCAAAGAGAAGCACCCCGUCACCAGGCCUGACUGCAUGUAUGAAACCUUUGACCAGUGCGCUGAGAACGUCGGCAAGAAGAUCCUGGAGUACCAGAGCCAGACAGACGAGUACCACAACUCCUGCCUCAUGGAAUUACGGGUCCAGAUGAGGAGAUUUGAGGAGCUGCUGCCCCAGGUGUGUUGGUUACUGACAGAGAAUUUCAAGGAGUACCACUGGAAAAAGUUUUCUUCCUCCAUGAAAGAGAUGCAGGAACAGUUCGAGGAAAAGCAGAAGGAGUUGGAGAAAAGGAAGGAUGAAAAUGCCCAGAAGCUCCAUCCAAAUCUUGGACACCCCACAUAUUUCCAAGAAAUGGAGUCUCUACACACAGUGGAAGAAAAAAGACAGGAAGAGCUGGACAAAUUGAUUGGGAUGAACAGGGAGAAGCUGGAGGAAUUCACCAGGAAGUACGGCCAGUUUUUCAUAGCCAGCUUGGCUGCCUUCACUGAGAAAUUCCUGCUGCAGCUGGAUGAAAUAGUCACCAUUGACGAUAUCAAGGUUCCAAGUAUGGAGCCCCCCAAGCAGAAAACAUCAGUCCUCAUACGGAGGAAACUCGCUGGGCUCUCACUGGAGGAAGAGAGCGAGAAGCCCCUGAUAGAGCGUGGGAGCAGGAAGUGGCCAGGAAUCAAGCCCACUGAUAUCACCAUCCAAAACAAGAUUCUCCUCCAGAAAACAUCCUCAGUAACCACCACCAAAACGACCCUGGGCCACCUGGCGGCCGUGGAAGCCCGAGAUGCUGUGUACCUGAAAUAUUUAGCAUCAUUUGAGGAGGAGAUGAAAAAGAUCCAGGACCACGCCACGUUGCAGGUGAAGGAGGCUCAGCGCUGGAAGGACAGCUGGAGGCGCUCCCUGCACACCAUCCAGGGCCUGUACUUGUGACACCCCCCACCCCACCCCAAAUAAAGGCUUGUUUUGUACAGAC